Molecule: messenger RNA, 689 nt
Organism: Trichogramma pretiosum
Lineage: Eukaryota; Metazoa; Arthropoda; Insecta; Hymenoptera; Trichogrammatidae
Exons: 1
Coding region: 351-689 (112 amino acids)
Molecular function (GO): protein binding
Source: RefSeq, a predicted model, not a curated record
CGGAAAUAUUUCUGCUCUCGUCUUUGAAAACAUUGUUAAGCGAUCGAUGACUUUGACGCAGUGACGCAUGUUUACCUUAAAAAACGCCGAAGCUUUUAUUCACGCAGAGAGACAGCUCUCACGUGAGAGAGAAGAAAAAUGCGAGGCGCAACUUGAAAAGGUAAAUAAAUAAAAUAUUCACGCGUUAGUCAAACCAAACAAUCGGUCGCCAGCGCGUACCAACUCGGGCGCGCACUCGUUUCUCGACGGUAGUUAAGUAUGGCACCUCGUAGAGGAAAGCAACGAUUUAAAUAAAUUGAAUAUUCGAUAGCACCGAGAUAAGAGAAGCCAAACAUCCAUAGCGAAAAAAGAUGCCCGAAAACAUAUUCAAACGACUAUUGCGAAAGAUCAAUCAGAGGCGCAAGAGCUGCGACGAUCGCGUCGAUUUCGUGCAGGAGCUGCCGAUCGAGAUCUCCCUCAUCAUACUGUCGAAGCUCGACGACGCCUCGCUCUUCAACGCAGCCAGAGUGUCGCGCGGCUGGUGCGAGGCCUGCAAGUCCUCGACGAAAUUGCGCCGACGCAUACGCCAGCGCCAGUUGCACAUCAAGCAGAUGGAGAUCAACGAGAUGAUAGCGCAUAGCAUGCAAGUACAAGAUCGCUUUUAUCGGUCUUAUCAGUUCACCUACCCGUUAGUUGGCUAUAGUUACUGA